CGACGGUUUUCUCUUAUCUGGAAGCCAGUAGCACUGCCAUUGGUUCCAGAGUCUUGAAGGUAGACUUGGUCCUUGUUUUGUUCGUACCGUUAUCAUCGGUUUCUCAGGACGGAAUCCCCGAAAUUCUUUGCUCCACUGAAUGUUCCCAUCGUAAUCGAGAUCAGUCUUUCGUUGAUCAUGAGAGUGUUCGCAUUUGGAAUUGUGCUAGCGCUGAGUUUGCUCGCUGCCAGAGCAGAUGCCGCUGGAACUUGCGGAGAAAAGAAGACGGUUGUUCAGCAGCUGAUUCACCAUGGAUAUAAGGCAGUAGCGGGAGCUUGGCCUUGGCACGGUGCCAUGUUCCAUCGCUAUAGACGGUCAACGUCGUAUGCUUGCGGUGUGACGAUUUUGACUGAGCAAUUUGUGAUUACGGCCGCUCAUUGCACCUUCGAUCCAAAUGAAAAGCAACGAAUUCCAGCAGAUCGCGUUUACAUCAAGGUAGGAGUAACCAAUCUGGAUGCACCUGACAGGCAUGUGCAACAGCACAAUAUAGACAAAAUCAUACGUCAUGAGGGGUACAAUGAAGGAACAUUCGAAGAUGAUAUAGCCUUGAUGAAGCUGUAUACUGAUAUUGAAUACAACAGCUACGUACAGCCGAUUUGUCUGUGGCAAGGUGACACUACGCUGAGUAAGAUUGUGUCUCAGGUAGGAUAUAUAAUUGGAUGGGGAUAUAAUGAAAAUCAUGGAUUACCACAAGAGCUGAACGAAGCUGCUGCGCCGAUUGUGUCCAAAAAGGAGUGCAUCGACAGUGAUCCCAGUCAUUACUCGAAGUUUUACUUUGAGCCAAAAACGUUCUGCGCAGGGUAUCUCAAUGGAACACAUGCAGCUCAGGGAGACAGCGGAGGAGGCCUGUUUCUCCGUCUUGGCCAGCAUUGGGCUCUGCGAGGCAUCGUCAGUUCUACGAAGGCGCAUCCGAACACGCUUCAUUUAGAGGCAAACAGCUUUGUGGUGUUCACAGACGCAUCGUAUUACACCCGCUGGAUCACAUCAGAAGCAAAUAUAACAACCAAAUUUGAAAUCGAGGAAGACAUAAUAGAACUUCCGCCCAGUUCACGGCAACCUGGAGAUUCUGAAAAUCAGGCCAACCUUCUAAACAUUGCGAGCUGUGGAAAGGAUACAUAUCCGUCUGGAACACCUGAAGAAGAAAAGGGCUAUCUUAAUCAGUACCCUUGGUUGGCUGUCAUCGAGUAUAUCAAUACGAACACUCUAGUCCUGGAAGACACCUGCCAUGCAGUUUUGAUUCAUCCUAGCUUCCUCGUGACAGCCGCUAAUUGUGUUCAAAAGAAACGACUUUCCACUAUCCAGUCGGUGCGUCUGAACGACUAUCAACUCGACACGGUAAACGAUAUCUUUGAAAUCGACGGAGAAACCACUAGGACGACGGCAACCCGUAUUCCCGUGCGAGGAAUUUCCGUACAUCCAAACUACAACAAUCCAAAGUUCGCCAACAAUAUUGCCCUAAUAAAAUUGGAACGUCCGACGUCUGCCAACCCUAUCUGUUUAUCGCCAAAAUCGUCGACCCUGCCGCCGGCCAAGAAAUUUAGCAUCAUCGGUUGGAAGAAGAACUCCCGCAAGGAGAAACCAAUGAUUCGCAAUGUGGUUCAGUUGACCGAUUUCGGAUCUUGCCGAAGCAAGUACGCGGAAGAAAAUAUCUCACUAGAUUCGACGGGGGGCCAGGUGUGCAGUACUUAUUCGCAUGACGACGACAGCGAGAACUGCUCGCACUUUAUGGGUUCGGCUCCGUUCCAGUAUGUGCGGGAUGGUCCGUUCGAGGGGCGGUACUUCCUGGCGGCGAUAUCCAGCUUUGGUCACAGCAACUGUUGGCGGUAUGAGUUCUCGGAUGUGUUCACCAAUGUGACGCAUUAUGCUGAUUGGAUCCAGCGGAAGGUGAAGAAGAAUGAAAGGAAAAUUUAUCCGAACGUGUAGUCCAGGCACGAGUACUGGAGUUUAACGUUUUUUCCUGAACAUUUGAUACUUUGCGCAAUGACCAAAGAGAAGACACACAAACACCAACUGGCAAGUGGAAAAAAUGUCAUGACAUGUCUAAACAGUUUUCUGCAGGCGACAGAACAUUUUCGCACAAUGAAGCAGAUAAGACCAGCAUGUUAUGUCCUGUAUAAUUUUGCUGAUUUCUGGC
This is a messenger RNA of Ochlerotatus camptorhynchus, 2173 nucleotides long. Its product is annotated as prostasin-like. Gene Ontology annotation, molecular function: serine-type endopeptidase activity. Lineage: Eukaryota; Metazoa; Arthropoda; Insecta; Diptera; Culicidae. The transcript is spliced from 4 exons. The record is from RefSeq and is a predicted model, not a curated record. Gene Ontology annotation, biological process: proteolysis. Bases 178 to 1962 code for a protein of 594 amino acids.